Molecule: messenger RNA, 3381 nt
Organism: Tripterygium wilfordii
Lineage: Eukaryota; Viridiplantae; Streptophyta; Magnoliopsida; Celastrales; Celastraceae
Exons: 6
Coding region: 581-3265 (894 amino acids)
Source: RefSeq, a predicted model, not a curated record
CUCUUUUGACUCUCUUGCGCUUCGCCAAGAUCUGUUCUUUAAUCAAAGCUCUCCGUCCACAAAACCCAAACAUCUCUCCCCAGUGCCCCUCCCUGGCAUACAAACACCAUUACUACUGUUAUUACUCUUUUAACCUCUCUAUUUCUUCACUGCUCUUUUCAACUGUAGUAUUACCAAUAUCUUUUCUCAAUCUUGUAACCGCAAAUGUCGUCAGUUUUAGCUUCUUGUGGGGUGUACUUUUUUGUCCAAGUUUCAGUUCAUAAACCCUAACAUUUUUGCUCUGAGUAGUUACUUCUUGUCCUCCAUUUCUUUUACAAGUUGAGAGAAUACGCCCCCUGAAAUCAAAUCAGGAGUACAGAAGAAAGGAAGUUGCUUGAAGUUUUGCGAUUGGGUUCUAUGGAUAAAGAGUAAAUGGUGGGAUUGACUGAUAUGGUUCAGAGUGUGUGCCGUUUGCACAUCUUGAAUAAAUAUCCGUUUGGGCUGAGUCGUCUUUGCUCAUCUCUAUUAUGGGAAAUGGGUGAUUUGCUGUCCGUGGAAAGGAAAAGGAAUUGCAGAUUGUAAAGAUUUCCAGAGGAUAUAAAUGGAGGUAGAAAAGAAACGCCAAAAGGGGGGCUUGCUCCACUUGUUUGAUUGGAAUGGAAAGUCGCGGAAGAAGCUUUUCUCUAAUAAUCCUGCAUUGCCUGAAGGAACAAAGCAAGGGACUGGAAUACCUGGAAAUAUGGUGAAAUUGCAGUCUAAUACAAUUGGGGCAGAUGACAAUCGAGCAAGUUCAAGUAACAAAGGAAGUAGUGAUUUUAGUUGUGCUUCAUCAGUCACUAGUGAUGAGGGACAUGGAACAAGAGGCCCUGGGAUAGUUGCUAGACUUAUGGGUUUGGAUUCAAUGCCAAAUUCAAAUGCUUGUGAGCCAUGCGCUACACCAGUUUUUGACUCUCACAUGCUUAGAUCAUCUCAAUAUGACAAGAGUUCAUCUGGUUUGCGAAGAGAAUAUCAUUCCACAGACUAUUUCAACAUUCCAAAUAAUAAGCUGGAAAUAUUUCAGUGGAAUCAUCAAGAAUCAAGGCCACACAAGUCACUGAAACGGCCAACUGAGAGGUUCCGGACUGAAAUGCUACCCUCAAAGUCAGCUAAAUCCAUCCCAAUAACCCACCAUAAACUCUUGUCUCCCAUCAGGAGUCCUGGGUUCAUUUCCACAAAGAACGAGGCUUACAUAGUGCAGGCAGCAGCAAAGAUGAUUGAGUCAAGUCCCAGGGCAGCUGGCAAGGAAAAAUUGUCAUCAAUUGGACCUUCUUCAGUUCCCCUUAGAAUUCGAGUUUUGAAGCAGAAGAUGGAAGCUGCACAUACAGCAUGUAAGCGUGAAAGAUCGAAUGAGCCAAAUGGUGUGAAGUGUAUGAAUGGGCAGGGUAGAGGUAAAUCCCAUGGAGAACCUAGAAUCUCCACUGCACGUAAGGUUUCAGAACAUUGUACUUCUGACAACGUGAUGAAUAAGGUGAAAUCUGUUUCCCUUGCAGUCCAGGCAAAGGUCAAUAUACAGAAAAGGGAUGGAUCAAAUUGGAGUAGUAAUAUGAAGCCUAUGAACCAGAAAGAAGGGAAUGGGGACAGACCAAAGCAACCAUUAUGGAGCCAGUCAGGUAGGCAAAGGACUCUCCACAAUAAUACUUCUGAAAGUAGGACUAUAAGUGUGCUCCGACAUAAUAAUCAGAAGCAGAAUCGUGUAUCAAAUAGAGAUAGUUCAAGAUCAAAGUCUUCAGUCUCCAAUCAGCGAGGCAAAAGAACUCAUUCCAUGGACAAUUCAAAUAGGAUGGUAAAUAAGGUGGUUUUAGAUCCUGAAAAUAGGUUGAGAGAGAUGAACUGUGCGGUAACUGAUUCCACAAAAGAGCUUUCAUCAUCUAAACCAAAGAAUGCAACUCGGAAGAAAUGUCCUGUAAAUGCAGAUGAUCAUAUUGAUAACAGUGUUUCUAAUAAUGUUUUGAUCACCAAAGAUGAAAGGUAUGUAAAAUGUAAUGUUGCAAUUGAUGGGUGCUUGAAUGAGGGUGCAGACAAUAUGAAACAAGGGAUGGAUGUUGUUUCAUUUACGUUCACAUCUCCCUUAUCAAAAUCCAGGCCUGAUCCCCAGUCUUCCAGUUCAGUGUCAGGAAACACCAACAGGUGUGGUCUUGGUCCUCUCAGUAAUGAUGAUCAGUCUCCCUUCCAAGAUUCGAUAUUUUCCUCUUCUGGCCUAAAUAUAAUUGGCGGCGAUGUUUUAAGUGUCCUUCUGGAACAGAAGCUCAGGGAAUUAUCGUACAGGGUUGAGGAGUCUUCUGGUUCUGCUUUACGAAAUCCAGUGCCCAUGCUUAAUGUAGUGCGCACCACACGAGAAGAGCAAAACAGGUUGCUUCAACUCAGUUUUGAAAAAGAUAAACCAGGAAUUCGAGAUGACUCGGGUUGUUAUACAAUUGAUGACUUGAAGCUUAGUGUGAAUCCGAAAUGGCAGCAGUUGGAGGAGAGCGAAGACCACAACAACUGUGCCAAUAGCAGUGAGGAUGGACAAGAACUUGACUGUCUGCUCCAGAGCCCAGGUCAAAGUUACUCUGAGGAUACAAACACUGCCAGUGGAAGCAAGUAUUCUUCAUUUUCUCAAGCUCAAGAAGCAUUUGACUGGCUCUCAGUGGAAGAUUCUCGACAAGAGGAAGGUAACGCAGAGUUAUCUGACUCAGCCUCUUCCAAACCUAGGGCCCAUGCUUCCGGAUUUUAUAAAGUUGGAGCAUUCAUGCCAGUAGUAUUUAAGGAAGCAAAUGAAUGGGAACUAGAUUAUGUGAGAUAUGUACUUGGCAGCACCGAGCUCUCAUUGAAAGAUUUUGCAUUAGGCAAGAACCCUAAGGUCAUAGACCCGGAUCAUUUUAAUCAGUUGGAGAAUCAAGAAAUCGAACCUGACGAAAAUGAGGAAGAGCAAUCCAAGCUUUGUCGAAAGCUUUUGUUUGAUUGUGUGAGCGAAUGCCUCGACUUAAGAUGUAGCAAAGUCAAUGUUGGGAGCUGCAAAGCAUGGAUUAAAUUGUCUACAUCAUUUCAAAAGAAGAAAUGGUUGAUAGAGGAAGUGUGUAAAGAGAUUUCAAGUUGGAAAAGCAUGGAAGACCUCAUGAUUGAAGAGCUUGUCGACCAGGACAUGAGUUCUUACUAUGGAAGAUGGCUUGACUUUGACAUAGAAGCAUUUGAAGAAGGUGUAGAGAUUGAGAAGGGUAUAUUUACUUCUUUGCUUGAUGAAGUGUUUGGUGAGUUACUGCAUUUUUAGGAAAACUUGUGAUCUUGUAUAAUUUUCAUAUUGGUUAGCAAGAAAAAUAUGUUGAUAACAGGGAUUUACCAUCAAGUGAAAUGUGAAGAUUUUCCACUCAAGUUCAUGUCUGUCAA